Molecule: messenger RNA, 1447 nt
Organism: Leptomonas pyrrhocoris
Lineage: Eukaryota; Euglenozoa; Kinetoplastea; Trypanosomatida; Trypanosomatidae
Exons: 1
Coding region: 263-1447 (394 amino acids)
Source: RefSeq, a predicted model, not a curated record
GAAAACGCAGGGGAAAAAGGCGGAAGUUCUCAAAGGUGCACAUUUCGGUAGCUACAUAACGUUUGUUUUUUCAUUCCUUCGUCUCUUUCAACUGAUAAAACUGCUUAAAGAGAAAAACGACAACUUUGCUUUUAGAAGUGAGUCCCUGCUUGCUACUUUAGGCCGUCUCAGGUCUUUAUCUUUUGCUUGUUUGAGUUUUUGCCGCUCAACGCGUUUUUAUUCUUUUCUUUUCUGUUCUUUCUCUUUCGGUGUCACUGCAGCCAUGCCGGCCUCGAAGCUCACCCGCUCGAAUUCGGAUUCGUGGUCGAUGAUGCCGACGACGGCGCAAGAGGGGUUGACGGAGGCGUCCACCGUCGCCGCUGUCCCCACCCCCUGCGAGACCCACGACACAUCUACCUCGCUUCUGCCUACCCAAGCGGUCGUUUCGCCUAGAGAGGCGGCGGAGGUUGACAACGACUCGGAGGACACCGCUGAGGUGAUGCGUGACGAGGAGGGUAAGCAGUCGUCGCUGGCGUCGGACGAUUCGUGGGUGGAGAUGACGCAGGCAGAGCUCGAGUCCCUGUCAGACGAUCCACUGGCCACGGAGGAGCGGGCCAAUGCUGAGGCCGCGGCGGCCACCGAGGAAGCGGCGACGGCUGAGCCGGCAACUCAUGCUCUCCUCCACACGGAGAGCGCAACGCGGCACGCACACGCCAGCGCGGAGCCCUCCGCCACUCAGCUCCAGAUGGCGGCGGCAAAAAACGAAGAGGACAGCGCGACGGAGCUGCGGGCGGUGGAAGGCGAGGCAACGCAUCCCGCGCCGCGGACCACGGAGGAGCCCCAAUCGGCACCGCCGGCAUCCCCGAAAGAGCGAGAAGUUGACCUGGCCGAGUUUCUAGCGAGACUGACACUCACGAAGGCCUACGGCGCCACCGCCGCGGCGCAGGAGGAGGAUAAAGUCACCGGGCAAGAGGCGGCCGCCCAGGUGAUCGCCUCCUUUGACGCGGCAGAGCCGACGGACGACUUCACCGUCCUCGCCGCGGAGGAGGAUCAGGAGAUGGAGGAGACGAUCGAUCUUGAGAAUGUGCCCUCGUCGGUGCCCUCCGCACGCAGGGGGAACAAGCGCCUCCCCAUCAACGCGGAUGGUGCUGCGGCCGCCGCUGCACCAUCCAGCACGCGUGCGCAGGUGACACCACCACCGACGGGUGCGACGGAGGUGCUGCGCCGCCGUAUGGUGGCCACCGAGUGGAUGCGCACCCUUCGCGGGCCAUCAUCGGAGCUGACGCCGGAGGAGCGUGUGGAGGCGUUUCAGGCCUUGUUCGGUGACCCUGGUGACGCCCCUAUCUCAGCGGAGCGUUUCAAGGAGAUGAUGGUGCCCUACGAGCGCCACUGUGACUGUCUUGGCGCUUCCUACGGCUUUCAUCAUCAGGCCUGCCGCUUCUACGAGGGAAGUCAGCUGACCUCUUAA